Hyalella azteca is the source of this 2356-nucleotide messenger RNA. RefSeq names its product E3 ubiquitin-protein ligase Hakai (gene Hakai). The transcript is spliced from 5 exons. Gene Ontology annotation, molecular function: ubiquitin protein ligase activity. The record is from RefSeq and is a predicted model, not a curated record. Lineage: Eukaryota; Metazoa; Arthropoda; Malacostraca; Amphipoda; Hyalellidae. Bases 269 to 1999 code for a protein of 576 amino acids. Gene Ontology annotation, biological process: regulation of cell adhesion; protein ubiquitination.
UGCUUGUUUGUUCAUUGAAACAUAAGAAAAAUAUUUACAUAAUUUUUAGCGAUUAAUUCGAUGAAUCCCGAAAAAAAUGCCAGUUAUUUGGCUGUUGUUUUGUACAUCGUGUACCACCACACUGUGUACAGCGUUCAUGACGCCUGUGACGUGAUGCAAAACAUCGGAAACCAAGCUCGAAUGAAGGCUUCAUGAUUUGGCUAUGUUGCUGGUGGAAAGCCAGCAAGUCUAUUGAGUGAUUUGAAAUUACUGUAUUAAUUUCAAAGCCAUGGAAGGAGGUUAUACUACAAGAUCUGGGCGAUCGACGGGCAAAAGUAGGGGUGUUGGUCGAGGGAAAAAUUCGACCAAAACUGAGGCUUCUAAAAGUUCCCGUUCUUCAAAGAGGAAUAAGGUGCAUGAGUCCAAGGAAGAAAUUGAGCCUGCCAAGCCACCUGCUGAGAGCACAAAGCCUGCUGCUCAACCCAUUGUGGAGGAGUUCAAAAAAACAGAGUAUGACCAGGACUGUGAUAUAUCAUCUCUUGAGGCGCCCACGUUCACAACCUUGGACCGAGGGCCCCCAGCCCCCAUGUUGUCCCUGACAUGGGAUCAUCCUGUGCAGCUCAUUGGCGAGAAAGUUAUGAGCCCUCGCAUCCACAUAUGUGAUAACUGCCAGAAGCCCAUCCUCAUAUAUGGCAGAAUGAUACCCUGCAAACAUGUGUUCUGCUUGUAUUGCGCUCAGUCUGAACUGAAUGGCGUUUGUUCUCACUGUGACGAACUGAUGGACAGAGUAGAGCAAGCAGGACUGGGCACUGUCUUCAUGUGCACUUUCUCAAAUGGCGAUGUACCUUGCAAGCGAACCUACCUCUCUCAGCGAGACUUGCAGGCUCACAUUGACCACCGCCACCUGAAGCAGUCAACGAUCACUUCUCGAAGAGAGGAGCCUCCAUCUUCUGAGCGCUUCAACGCUCGCGAUCCUAGAGGAGAUCCUCGUUGCCACUCAACAGAUCCUCGUGCGCCCACCACCACAUCUUCGUCUGCUGCCGCCCCUGCCAACCACAUCCCUGUGAUGACGUCAGCACGUUCCAAUAACCUCAUCACCGUUCCUAUUGACGGCACACUCGAGCACCAUUCCCAGCAGCCACCACUUCCUCACGCACAACACCAAGUGCCUCAACAAGCCCCUCCUCCUCACCACCCUCCUCCUGUGUCCAUGUCUCUCCCUCCUCCCACUCCGCAGAGUUUCCAUUUGAAUACCAUGCCACCACACUCGCUCCAUGCCUCUUCGCAGCACCAACCUCCUGCUCCUCGACCAUCUAUCAUUACGCCUUCCUUCAAUAGUCCUCCUCCUAAUUUCCUAUCGAACUUUUCUUCUGUGCCUGGUGUAUCUCACAAUCAACCUCCGCCACCACUGUUCCCUCCCACCUCCGUACCCUCUACUGCCGCAUCUGGGUUCCCCCUUAUAGGAUUCACGUCCCAUGAUGCAGCUUCUACUUGUCAACCAAUGACUUUCCCGCCCUUGACAAGCGCUCCUCCUCACUUCUCUGCUUCCGCCAUGCCUCACCCUCCGCCUCACAUGCGUCCUCCAACGCAGCCGCACAUGACCUCUCAUUCCCAGCCCCAUGGUCUCUCGUACUCGCAGUCUCAUAUCAAUUCUCAUUCUCAACCUCACAUGUCAUCAAAUUCGCAUCUGCAUGUGGCCAUGCACUCCCAGCCCCAGGGGCUCUCACACACCCAGCCUCAAAUGACCUCUCAUUCUUUGCCACAUCAAGGCUCUCACAUUACCGCCCCACCACCUCCUAUGGCCCCACACCCUCCUUUGCAAUCCACCUUCAGAGCAGGUUUGUAUGACUGGCCACACAAUCACCCGCCACACACUUCUCACCUGCAGCACUCCUCUCACCCGCCUCCUCCCCACUCCUCUCGUCCACCCCCACAAUCAAACCACCCGCCAUCCAUUCCCCAACACUCCAAUCACCAGCAGCCGCCUCCGCCCCAGCCUCCCACAAGCGAAUAUUUCUGAUCUUCUAAGAGCAAGAUUCUCGCGUCUAAGAUCUAGCCUGUGGACAAUUACGAGGUUAUCGGUCGGGCCAGGUCGGCUGUUUACCAUGUAUGAAGGCGUGUCGUGCGAUCGUGUCCAGGUGUCCAUGUAUAUAAUUACGUGUAUGCCCAGCAUGCCCAGGGUUCCGCUAUAUAUGAAGACUUACCGUCGUGCGUUCAUGUCCAGCAGGUAUCUACCAUGUUUUGUAACUUGUCGCGAGCAAACGAAUUCCCGAUGAUACUAUAUUGGCAUGCUGCUUGUUGGCUAACCAUGUGAAUUGUUAACCUUACCCCAAGUUUUGAGGAUUUCUAGUUACUGACAGUAAAUUUUUCGAACAGC